AGACCAGUUCGACCAAUGGCGUAUCAGGUAACCGGGUCAGCUGUGAUGUUGCCACGCCCCCUUCCAUACACGCUGAUUCAAGUGCCAUCAUGGCGGGAGAUGCGCCGGUUGUGAUGACAGGGCAGACAGGAAGAACAUUUACCAACUGGGCCAAGACAUUCUCCUGCGAGCCAGAGCUGUUCUUCGAGCCCACUACAACAGAGGAAAUAAGACAGAUCCUGGACAAAGCCAAACGUGACAGCAAGCAUGUGAAGGUGUGUGGGUUUGGACACUCCCCCUCAGACAUAGCCUGUACCACAGACUACAUGAUCAGUCUGGCCAAGUUCAAACAGGUGUUGGAGGUUGAUAAGGAGAACUGUGUAGUGACAGUCCAGUCCGGAAUCCUGCUCAAGGAGUUGAAUGAGGAAGUGUUGCCAAAAUACAACAUGGCCCUCUCCAAUCAGGGGGCAGUGUCGGAGAUCUCUGCUGCAGGGGUUAUCUCCACUGGAACCCACGGUACAGGCAAGACAUUUGGCAUCUUUGCCACAAAGGUUUUAGAGAUGACAAUGAUGACAGCGUCAGGUGAAGUGCUGAGGUUGUCUCGUGAGGAGAACAAAGAGGUGUUCCUCACAGCGCUGGUGGGCCUGGGCUCCCUGGGGAUCAUUCUCACAGUCAAGAUCCAGUGUGAGCCUGCCUUCAAUCUACAUCAGGUCCAGUUCAGCUGCUCACUUGACAAGAUUCUGAGUAAUUUAGACAAGCACCUGGAUGAGAAUGAACAUUUUAAGUUCAUGUGGUAUCCUUACACAGAUGGAGUGGUGGCAUUUCUUUCCAACAGGACAAAAAAGCCAGUGCAGACCAAUCCCAGCUGGUUUUGGGAUUACUUUGUAGGCUACUAUGUUCUGGAGUUUCUUCUCUGGAUGAGUACAUUUUGUCCAGCCCUUCUGCCCUGUAUCAACAAGUUUUACUACAAGCUUUACUAUGCUGUACCCUCAGAACAGGUGGACCGCAGUGACAAAGUGUUCAACUUUGAGUGUCUCUUCAAGCAGUAUGUGACAGAAUGGUCUUUUCCCAGGAGUGAAACUGCAAACGUGCUGCUAACUUUACAAGAGUGGGUCAAGUCACACCCAGAACACAAGGUUCACUUCCCAGUGGAGGUUCGGUUUGUCCAAUCAGAUGACAUCUACCUUAGCCCCUGCUACCAACAGGACAACUGUUACAUCAACAUCAUUUCUUACAGACCUUAUGGAAAGGAUGCACCAAAGGAUGCUUGGUGGGACAUGUAUGAGAGUGUCAUGCAUAAGGUUGGAGGGAAACCUCAUUGGGCAAAGGCUCACAAGGUGACCCCCGAUCAGUUCCAGAAGCUGUACCCAAUGUUUUCCAAGUUCUGUACAGUUCGAAAGCAGCUAGACCCACAAGGCAUGUUCCUGAACCCCUACCUUGAGCGCCACAUCCUUGGCAUGACCCCGCAAAUGAAGUUUGAUAUGAAAAGUCAUCUAUAGCAAAACACCAUAGGACAUGGACUGUCUUUUGCAUGGAGUAAUACUAUUAUAUUAGGCUGCCAAAAUGCUUUCCGUUUUAUGAUUAGAGUGUGUGGCACUAAAUGUCUUGGUUGUAGUAGUGCACACCUACAUGUACAACAUGUUUGCUUUUACUUAUGCUAGGCUGUAGCAAGGACGUUAUAACAUUCUUGGCUGUUGGUAAGUUUUCCUCCUUGGUUUUACCAAACACUCUUUUACAAAGAGGAUGUUUGAAUUAACUAAUAAAAA
This is a messenger RNA of Branchiostoma floridae (Florida lancelet), 1745 nucleotides long. Its product is annotated as L-gulonolactone oxidase-like. Gene Ontology annotation, molecular function: D-arabinono-1,4-lactone oxidase activity; FAD binding. The coding region runs from base 90 to 1478 and encodes 462 amino acids. Lineage: Eukaryota; Metazoa; Chordata; Leptocardii; Amphioxiformes; Branchiostomatidae. Gene Ontology annotation, cellular component: membrane. The record is from RefSeq and is a predicted model, not a curated record. The transcript has 12 exons.